Cynoglossus semilaevis (tongue sole) is the source of this 1871-nucleotide messenger RNA. RefSeq names its product Jun proto-oncogene, AP-1 transcription factor subunit (gene jun). The record is from RefSeq and is a predicted model, not a curated record. Gene Ontology annotation, molecular function: RNA polymerase II cis-regulatory region sequence-specific DNA binding; transcription factor binding; DNA-binding transcription factor activity, RNA polymerase II-specific. Gene Ontology annotation, biological process: regulation of cell cycle; regulation of cell population proliferation; regulation of transcription by RNA polymerase II. The coding region runs from base 182 to 1162 and encodes 326 amino acids. The transcript is spliced from 2 exons. NCBI's taxonomy places the organism in Eukaryota, Metazoa, Chordata, Actinopteri, Pleuronectiformes, Cynoglossidae. Gene Ontology annotation, cellular component: transcription regulator complex.
GUUUGCCUGCACGUUACUCCGCUCAGCCAAUACACAUCCAGGCGAUAGUGAGGAGAGGAACAGCGGACGCGCUCUGUGCUGUUCUCUGACUGGAAAACUUUUCUCUAAGACUUUGUGACUCAAAGCGUCACAAAUACUCUGGGAAGCAGCAGCCGUCGGCACCUGACAGACUUUCUCUUCUAUGUAUGCCAAGAUGGAAACUACUUUCUAUGAAGACUCACUCAACGCUUUCUCCCAGCACGAAAACACCGGCUACGGAUACAGCGACGCCAAAGCUCUGAAACACAACAUGACGCUGAACCUGUCCGAUCCGUCCGGAACUUUGAAACCUCAUCUGCGGGCCAAGGCGAGCGACAUCCUUACAUCCCCCGACGUGGGCUUACUGAAGUUGGCUUCUCCUGAGCUGGAGCGGCUUAUCAUCCAGUCCAGCAACGGACUCAUCACCACAACGCCGACACCGACCCAGUUCGUGUGUCCUAGAAACGUCACGGAUGAGCAGGAGGGCUUCGCUGAGGGGUUUGUGCGAGCUCUGGCCGAGCUCCACCACCAGCACAUGCCGGCCCAGCCUAAUGUCAGUGUCACCUCCGCCCCGCAGACCACUGUCAACAGUGCGUUGCCGCCUAUCUCCUCUGUCGCGGGAGCCACUGUUUACAACAACAACGGCGCUCUGCGUUCCGAUUCACCUGUUUAUGAGGAUCUUAACGCCUUCAACACAGCAAACACCACAGCCUCGGCUCAAAAUUACACCACCUCAGCCCCAACUAUGUCCUUCACCGCUGCGCCACAACUACCCAUCUACGGUCAGCCCUCCUCUGCCCAGCAUCCGCGGCUCACCACGCUCAAAGAGGAGCCCCAAACUGUGCCCGAAAUGCCGGGGGAGACCCCACCACUCUCCCCGAUUGACAUGGAAAGCCAAGAGCGCAUCAAGGCGGAGAGAAAGAGGAUGCGUAACCGUAUCGCCGCGUCUAAGUGCCGCAAAAGGAAGCUGGAGAGAAUUUCGAGGCUGGAGGAUAAAGUGAAGAACCUCAAGUCCCAGAACUCGGAACUUGCGUCCACCGCCAACAUGCUACGUGAGCAGGUGGCACAACUUAAGCAGAAAGUGAUGAACCACGUCAACAGCGGUUGCCAGCUCAUGUUGACCCAGCAGCUCCAGACUUUCUGAAGAGGCAGAAGCAGCGGUGGAGACGAGAGAGUACAGACUGUGGUUGAAUGAAACGGACUCUUCCUGUAAAGGUGGUCAGCUGCGUCUCCAGAAAUCGUGAGGGGAAUUGAGGAUGAUGCGGCGCCGCAAAGGUUGGACCCGCUAAAGUUUCUGUGUGCGACGCGCAGCCCAGCGGCGCGUCCCGCAAAGAAAGGCGUGGGACAGUCCUACAGUGGCCAUGAACCAGAGGGGGCAUGGCAAUAUGCAGGAUGGCUUUCUGUUUUUGUUUCGUGCUGUUCACAGAACUGGACUGGACUGACCUUUUCUUGAUUUACACCCAGCUCUGCACGGACCUUCUCAUGGCUACCAAAUGAGAAUAUUCAGUAUUAAACGAUGUGAAAACCUGAGAUAGCCACAACGGCCUGACAACAUGGGCGGGUUGGCCAUUUCUUUCGGGCUGGAAAGUUGUAACCAAAGCCGCCUGACUUUGACUUUCAGUACCAAGUACUUUUCUUUUCUUUAUUGUGAGAAAAUAAGUUGGAAAAGCAUCAAGAUUUACUUGUUUUUCUAACGUAAUGGGGUUUCACUCAUUGUUAUAUGUACAUAAGAUCAACUUUGAGUACUUAUGUUUACCAUUUGUAACAAUACUGUAAGAUUUUUUUAUGUUGUGUAUUCUGAGCACUUCAGAAACUAAUAUUAUAUUUAAAAAUAUUAAAGCAUAUAAAACCAA